CGCAGGACGCACCCCCCGCCCCGCCCCGCGCCGGCCCGGGCAGGCAGCGGCUGGCGUGCUGCGGCGAGUGCGCGCCCGCGGCUCUUUCCGCGGCCAUGCGGCUCCUCACCGGCGCUGCCUGCGCGCUGCAGGCGGCAGCGCUGCUGCUGCUCGUCCCCGGAUCCCGAAAUGAAGAGACGAACAACUCCAGCAGUACUACACCCUUUACUACGAUGCCAGACCAUAAGUUGCAACACAAUAGCAGUUCAUCCAAUUUCACUGUUACAUCAUCCACACAAUCUACAGCAACAUCUACAGUAGGUAUGUCCACCAGUACUAUUCAUCUGACCAGUACCAGUCAGCCCACCAACACCACUACAUCUGUCACCUUGAUGACUCAGCCCACUAAAACCAGCCAGACAACAAGAUCCACCAAAGCUUCAUCAGUCACAUCAUCACAACUCAAUAUUACAGUGGUGACCACUUCCAAGAUUUCUUUCACUUCUGUAACAACCACAUCAAAAUCUGAGGCUGUCGUAGCCAAAACCUCCAAAUUUGAUGUGGGCAGUUUUGUAGGUGGCAUCGCACUGACACUUGGAGUCCUAGUUAUUCUCUACAUCGGAUGCAAAACCUAUCACUCUAGAAGAGGCAUUCAGUACAGAACCAUUGAUGAACAUGAUGCCAUCAUUUAAAGAGACUUCAGGGAAGACAGUGUUGGACACCCAUCCUAUCACAGCUGUUGUAACUUCUGAAAGAGUUCCUUUCGUAAAGAUGAUCAAUCUCUAAACCUGUCUUGGGUGCAAUCCUGCAAAAUGUUGAGACGCUCUUUAAACAUCCUGAUUUUUUUGCAUUGGCUUUCAUAAGAAGAAGAGGAACUCAGCACUUUGUAGAGACAGUAUUUUCUUUUUCCAGUAUUUGUAACCAAAUUUAAAGAACACACAUAUUGAGUCACUUUAAGGUACACACACAAGUCUCUGAAAUACCUAAUUACUAGCACAGUGGAUCGCAUAAUUACACUUCUAAGUAAGUUCAAUUAUUUCUCACAUACUGUGCAAAUCCAGCGUGUUCCAUAAUGGAUAUAGUAGGUUAAAUAGGAUACCUUUGAGACCAAGUAUAGGUUUUUGCAAGUAAAAUGGGUUUUUUCCUAAUAUUUUGUAUUAAAUUGUAUUUAUUUUGAAGUUUGGUGUGAACUUUAGUUUAGAAAUUUUGGGGUUUGGAACAAUUUGGUUAGUUAAUUUUUAUUAGGCUAUAAAGGGACACGGUUUGCUGUGUAGAAGGUGAUAAAGAGUACUUUAAACUUCAAUCAUUAGCUCACCUGUGACCUGCAGAGACUUUCCUCAACAGUGAAACUAGCUGCAGGAAGCACAGACAGACUGGAGAUAUCCAUCCACAACCCUGUUCUCUAAAUGGGUCCUUAUAAGAAAACAAAUUAUGCAAUCCAUAGCUUUUUUUUUCUCGCAUGUACAAUUGAAGAUAAAAUAAAAAUGGAAGAAGGUAAUUGCACCAUCAUAAAUACAAUGAAAUAUGAAAAUUGCUUCUAGAAAUUGGCUUUAAGUUGAAUGUAGCAAUUGCUUUGCUCUUGGUUUUUAUUAUUAUGAAACUGUAUGCAAUGUUUUAGCAGCAUUUGAUAAGCAUUGAAAGUUACACAGAGAAGUGGAACAUCUUUAAGACAGCAUUUUAGAAGAAUAUAAUCUGCAUUUUUACAACUAUUUUCAGAACUUGGUACUGCAGCACACAUGUACAGAGGUCUGGUCAAAAGCCCACUGAAGGCAAUGGGGCACCUCUCAGAUGGCCUUUAGAUGGAGGCCCAAAUACACUGGGGGUCCUGUGCAAGAUGGCUGAUGCUGCUUCCGUAUCAAUUCUGCAUUUAUACUGAGGUAAACCUGCUGACCUAGUAGAUGGGCUCCUGAUUUACACUGGUGUAUGGAAAACUAGAGCGAGGAUCAAGAAACAGAGGCCUGCAUCUCCUUAUGUCACUGAGUAAUUGUUCAGUCCUGCUCAGGUUCUAUUUAUAGACCUCUCCCUGGUGAAGAGGGUUGGUGUGGUGGGACUUGACCAUCCUGGUUACUGCUGGCACUAAUCCAUCACACAGGGCACAGGCAGGAGGUGGUGACAGCUGAGGAAGGUCACAAUGGGAACUGCAUCUAGGCUGGGGUACAGCACAUCAGGGAAAACAAGACUACAGCUCUGGCACAGGUUAAUUUUUUUUGUUGAGCAAUAGUUUAUUCUGCCAUGCAAUGUUAAAGUGGCCGUAUAGAUGUUUUUUUCCUUUUUCAUAUGGAGUAGUAGAAUUGUUGUGUCUGAGGCACAGCCAACUCCAGCAAACCAUGGCUAAUGAAUAGUCUUAAUAGCACCAGCCACGCACCCAAAAUGGGGGUAGCAGAGCUGUUUGUUUAAUUUUUCACUGAGAUUGAGGUACAGGGGGAAGAGUGAUUUGAAGUAACUCUUGUGAUUUUUCUUAGUUGCAUUGUUUGGUGGAAGGUUUCUGGUUUUGACUUGAAGAGUUUGGAAAUAAUUCUUCCAUAGAACUGCAAUUCUUUACUUUGUAGAAAUGAAGGCAAUUAAGUGCAACUCAGUUACUGGGAUUGUCUCACCUCUGUUGUACAGAUGAAUAAAUAAAAUUAAAUCUUUGGAGUUACUGUA
Aquila chrysaetos chrysaetos is the source of this 2622-nucleotide messenger RNA. RefSeq names its product transmembrane protein 123 (gene TMEM123). Bases 96 to 671 code for a protein of 191 amino acids. The record is from RefSeq and is a predicted model, not a curated record. Gene Ontology annotation, cellular component: cytoplasmic vesicle. The transcript has 6 exons. NCBI's taxonomy places the organism in Eukaryota, Metazoa, Chordata, Aves, Accipitriformes, Accipitridae.